GUUGUUCCACAAACGGAAUCACCACCUGACUCUGGUGUUGCUAACCUCAUUAAAGAGGAUUGGAAGGGGGUUACACUGGAAUUAAUUAGAGGUCUUCUGCCUCCCACCGUCCUCCUCUGACAGCCUGCUUAACAAACAGCCUCCUGGGACAGGCGGUGUGGAGUUGUGAAUGGACGAAGGGGCGGGUUCAGUCCGACGGACGCAGCUCUCCCGGCGGAGGAGCGCACAGAGCAGAGCGCAGACGGAUGGAGCGGCUGCUGCGCUUUACUUCACACAUCUGAACACACUUUGAGCAAAGAGCCUCGUUUUCUUCACAGGAGACACUUUAAGAGAUUAACAAGGGAGUUUCUUUUCUUUUCUUUUUUAAUUUAUUUGUUGCCAAGAUCAGGGAGUCGUGAAUAGGAAAAGUCCAAAACUGAGGACAGGAUGGAUUCUUCACAUGUGCUGUGUCUGCUGCUGCUGUACGGAUACCUGCCAGAAGUGUCGUCGGUGCAGAUGUGUGAUGUGGUGAAUGAGAUCGAGCUGGAGAAGGAGCGCUGCGAAAAUAGUACCUCCGGGAACGUCACUACAGGUUGCCAAGGCAUGUGGGACAUCGUGGCCUGCUGGCCUUCAGCCAGGGUUGGAGAGGUGGUUACAAUAACCUGCCCCACGUACUUCAGCUACUUCAGUGACCAACAGAAAGGGAACCUCUCCAAAACCUGCACGGCAGACGGCUGGACCGAGAUGCAUCCUAUUGACAUCGCUCUGAACUGUGGAUACAAUCUCAACAGCACGGGCGAUGAUGGAAAGUUUUUCUGGCAGGUGAAGAUUGGCUACACCAUUGGCCACAGUGUUUCACUCAUCUCUCUCACUACAGCUAUUGUGAUCCUCUGCAUCUUCAGGAAGCUCCACUGCACAAGGAACUACAUCCACAUGCAUCUCUUUGUGUCGUUCAUCCUGAAGGCCAUCGCAGUGUUCAUCAAAGACGUGGUUCUCUAUGAGGUCGGCGAGGAAGACGACUGCUCCUCAGGCUCUGCUGGCUGCAAAGCUGCGAUUGUGUUCUUCCAGUACUGUAUAAUGGCCAGUUUCUUCUGGUUGCUGGUGGAAGGACUUUAUCUUCAUGCACUGCUGGCAGUCUCCUUCUUCUCUGAGAGGAAAUACUUCUGGGCCUACAUUCUGAUUGGCUGGGGAGGUCCAACUAUUUUCAUCACAGCCUGGAGCUUCGCUAAAGCCUACUACAAUGAUGUGGGGUGCUGGGAUAUAAUCGAGAAAACCGAUAUGUUCUGGUGGAUCAUUAAAACACCUAUACUGGCAUCAAUCCUGAUGAACUUUAUUCUCUUCAUCUGCAUCAUUCGAAUACUUCGCCAGAAGAUCAACUGCCCAGAUAUUGGAAGAAAUGAGUCCAACCAGUACUCGAGGCUGGCAAAAUCAACGCUGCUUCUAAUUCCUCUGUUUGGGAUCAAUUUUCUCGUGUUUGCAUUCAUCCCAGAGCAAGUGAAGACUGAGCUGAGGCUAGUUUUUGACCUGAUUUUGGGAUCGUUUCAGGGCUUCGUGGUCGCCGUUCUUUACUGCUUCCUCAAUGGAGAGGUCCAGGGGGAGAUCAAGAGGAAGUGGCGGCGGUGGCACUUGCAGAGAUACAUGGGCUCAGACACCAAGUACCAACACCCGUCUAUCGGCAGCAGCAACAACUUCAGCACCCAGAUCACCAUGCUGACGCGAUGUAGCCCGAAAACACGCCGAGGUUCAUCGUCCUGUCACGACGACCUGUCAAGCAUAUGACUCUGAAAAACACACACAAACAUGCCAUAAAAUGCUCUCAUGCCAAACAUUAGAGAGGAAGCUUAUGUAGGUGUGGAUGGUCAUGUUUGAGUGGAGCGAGGACCAAGAAAAGGGAAGAAAGCAGUGUGAGCAGCUCUGAAUCUUCACAUUUCUUUCAUCAAAAUAAGCUUACAUGACAACGUUACAAGCUUCACAAGCACAGCUUUUGCACAUUUCAAUUAGAACCAUAUGUGUACAGGUGAAUUUGUGGGUCACGUCAUUACGUUCAGCCAAUCAGGAUCUGAUUCCCUCUGUGCUCUGACACCACACAAAGUGAAAUGUGAUGCGUUUUUAUGUGGCGUGGUGACUGAUCCAGACUUGAACUGUGCCAAACGACACACAAUCUGAUGUGAUUGUGAACCGAUAACAGGAUUCCUGCAGCUCUAAAUGAACAAAUCUGGUUUGCAGACAUUAGAGGACAAAGAUCUUUUUUUUUUUUUAACAGGGAAUCUUAUUUUUUUAUUAUAUUCUUAAAGUUGAAGAAAUGCACUAUAGGGGUGUGUUUGAGGGAUGAAUGUGAGCUGUGAUGGAAAAUAAGCUUUAAAGUGUCCUUUUAGGGAACCAAAAGAAACAAAGUAUGUGGAGGAAGACCGAUAAAGAAAGUCUGACUGAUAAACAGCAGGAAACUAGAUUUCUAUAAAUGCUGACCGUUGACGCUGAUUCUCGAUGUUGGGUUUGGAGCACAAAUGCCCUUCUCUGCACUAUCAUCGUCACAGGAGACAGAUUUGCCCUUCGUUUACCCUUUUAUCAGCACAGCUUUUUCCUCUUGAUUUGUGUGGUUCGGAGCCUGUGAUCGAGUUGAUGCUUUUUCGUUAUUUGAGGCGCCGACGAAUGCCUGGUUUCAGUGAUUUGAAGUGACAGUCUAAGUUUUACUGAGUUCUGGGCUGCACGGCAACCUUGGAGAGCAAAAUGCCUUUACACCAUUCAGUCCAUGAAUGUUUACAUUUACUGUGGAUGAGUCACAUAAGAUACGAUAGACAAGUGUACAGUGAAAAGAAAAUCAGUUUCAAUGGAAUUCUGUGCCAUUGCAUUGUGGCUGCAGUGCCAGUGCGAUAGAAAAGAGUGGAAUUUAAAACAGUCUUGUACAAGCUUGUGUAUGUAGCAAUCUGUGGUUUGUUGUCAAGAAUAACAGCUAAAUAGAAGCUACUGCAUUACACAGAACUUCACAAUUCUUAACACAUACAGAGAAGCUCUUUUAAUGAAGCUCAUGGCAGACUGAAACAUGUCCAGGCUCUUGAAACUGUAUUAUAAGAAAAAAAAUUCUUGAGUUCUCCACUGACUUGUCUGGUUCAAAUGUGUCUGUCUGAGGGAUUUGAACCACACAAGUCAGCAGAGACCUUGACAAAGAUGAGUGACGGUGUCACAACUGUGCUGUCACUCUGCUCAUCGGCUUACUGAGGUCAAAGUUUUCCUCGUGUUCAUGCCAGAGCUACCAUCCAGCAGCUUUACUUGGAACACAAAAGCCAUCAUCUCAACUCACAGCCAUUUAAAGUAUUGUGGGUCAAUCCAUCUUAAUUCAUUUUAAAAAGUUCACACCUGGCCAUCUCAUAUUUGUCUUAGUAAAUGAAAUGUGUGCAAUUUUUGUUGUAACUUUUUGAGGUGAUUCUUCUUAAAGAGGGUGAGGUCAUGCCAUUUUUGCGUUGUUUUCUUCGUGCCAGUCGGUGGAUCAAUGUUUGAAGUGCCAUAGCUCGAUAAAUAAUGUCACUAGAGUCCUGAAACUGCUUUGAUAGAACAAUACCAACCAGCUAUACGAUGGUGCAAAUUUGGUACAAAAAUGUUCAUGUUGCUGUCUGAUAUUCCACCAACCCUAAGAGCUUUAUUUUUCAUCCUAAGAGGUAGAUUUUUUUUUUUGCCAAUGGGAGCUUUAAAAAUGUAGAGUAUGGUGCCAGUCGGAGGCAAAAUUUAUGAGAACAAAAUGAUUCAAAUUAAGUUUUUUGCAUUUAUAGCCAAUAUUAGGGCAGUCAAUUAGCAGAUGUGAGGCUGAAACCACUCCAAUGAUCCCAACUACAAGAGUUCUAUAAUAUUAUUACUGGGCUGUAAGAAAAAUCAUCGGUUUCUCAACUCAUGCUGCUUUGAAUAAUUUUAUAAAUUGUGAAUGUUUAAGAAUUUCUGUCAAAUUGAAGAUGGUGAAAUGAGGUGGAAUGACCCAAAUGUGAAAUUCAAAAAACACAUUUUUACGUUGAGAAUAGCAAUAAAGAUCUUCAUUUGAGAUCUUUUGUUGGCGACAGAAGCUCAAAGGCUGACAGUUUAGGAGACAAAAACAGAUUCACUCCAAAUAGCUUUUUCUCCGUUUCAGUAAAAGGAAACGGCUCAGAUUAAUUAACCAUCUACUUUGCAUUUAACAGCUUCGGAUCAAUCAAUUAUGUCACGAAGGCAAACAAAAAGUGUAUUUUCCACAAUUCCAUUAAAGCUGCAACAUCCUACAUUGUUUGGUGCCUGUCUUCUGUUGUCAGUAAUGUUCGAUGUGAUUGUGUGAACUUGCCAACAUACCUCUCAUCAUGGUGAAUGUAAAUAGAUCUGUACAUAUGCAGUUACAGUUACAGAUAAUCUUUCAGUGUUUCGGUAACCUGGCAUGGUGGUUAAAUAAUAGUGAGGCAACAUUGAAACGGGAUACUGUAUCAGCAAAUAUUCUAAUGUGCACUUACAGUUUAGUGUGUUAUAGAUUUGUUUAUUUGCAAACUGGAUAUUGUGUUGUGUAUAUUUAAGAUACUAUUGUGAAGCUACAAAUGUACUGUAUGUAUUUAUUUGCUUGAGUUCACAACAGUGUACAAAUAAAGACACUUUUUCCAUUUUAAAA
This is a messenger RNA of Acanthochromis polyacanthus (spiny chromis), 4594 nucleotides long. It is a transcript of the gene vipr1b, whose product is annotated as vasoactive intestinal peptide receptor 1b. Bases 427 to 1758 code for a protein of 443 amino acids. The record is from RefSeq and is a predicted model, not a curated record. Gene Ontology annotation, molecular function: G protein-coupled peptide receptor activity; vasoactive intestinal polypeptide receptor activity; peptide hormone binding. NCBI's taxonomy places the organism in Eukaryota, Metazoa, Chordata, Actinopteri, Pomacentridae. Gene Ontology annotation, cellular component: plasma membrane. The transcript is spliced from 13 exons. Gene Ontology annotation, biological process: cell surface receptor signaling pathway; adenylate cyclase-modulating G protein-coupled receptor signaling pathway.